Molecule: messenger RNA, 4240 nt
Organism: Camelus dromedarius (Arabian camel)
Lineage: Eukaryota; Metazoa; Chordata; Mammalia; Artiodactyla; Camelidae
Gene: ABCB7
Product: ATP binding cassette subfamily B member 7
Exons: 16
Coding region: 32-2293 (753 amino acids)
Biological process (GO): transmembrane transport; intracellular iron ion homeostasis
Cellular component (GO): mitochondrial inner membrane
Molecular function (GO): ATP binding; ATP hydrolysis activity; ABC-type transporter activity
Source: RefSeq, a predicted model, not a curated record
UCUGCUCUCGGUUCCUCUUUCCUCGCUUAAGAUGGCGCUGCUCGCGAUACAUUCCUGGCGCUGGGCAGCUGCGGCGGCUGCUUUCGAAAAGCGCCGGCACGCCGUGAUUUUGAUCCGGCCUCUAGUCUCUAUCCACGGCGGCCCAGAUCCGCAGUGGAGGUCACGUCAGCUCGGCGCCUCGGGAAUUUCUCGAAUCUCUCAGAUCUCAGAGUCAUUAAGACAUACCACAUGGCAGAGACUGGGAAAAGGCAAUUCAAGACAGUUAUUAGAUGCUACAAGGGCUCUCCAGGCAUGGCCACUGAUAGAAAAGAGGACGUGUUGGCAUGGUCACGCAGGAGGAGGACUCCACACAGACCCGAAAGAAGGGUUAAAAGAUGUUGAUACUCGGAAAAUCAUAAAAGCAAUGCUCUCUUAUGUGUGGCCCAAAGACAGGCCAGAUCUACGAGCUAGAGUUGCCAUUUCCUUGGGACUUUUGGGUGGAGCAAAGGCCAUGAAUAUUGUGGUUCCCUUUAUGUUUAAAUAUGCUGUAGACAGCCUCAACCAGAUGUCAGGAAACAUGCUGAACCUGAGUGAUGCACCAAAUACAGUUGCAGCCAUGGCAACGGCAGUUCUGAUUGGCUAUGGUGUAUCAAGAGCCGGAGCUGCCUUUUUUAAUGAAGUUCGAAAUGCAGUAUUUGGCAAGGUAGCCCAAAAUUCAAUCCGAAGAAUAGCCAAAAAUGUCUUUCUCCAUCUUCACAACCUGGAUCUGGCUUUCCACCUAAGCAGACAGACAGGAGCUUUAUCAAAGGCUAUUGACAGAGGGACAAGGGGUAUCAGUUUUGUCCUGAGUGCUUUAGUAUUUAAUCUUCUUCCUAUCAUGUUUGAGGUGACACUUGUCAGUGGUGUUUUGUAUUAUAGAUGUGGUGCCCAGUUUGCAUUGGUAACCCUUGGGACACUUGGUGCAUACACAGCAUUCACAGUUGCCAUCACACGGUGGAGAACUAAAUUUAGAAUAGAAAUGAACAAAGCAGAUAAUGAUGCAGGUAAUGCUGCCAUAGACUCACUGCUGAACUAUGAAACUGUGAAGUAUUUUAAUAAUGAAAAUUAUGAAGCACAAAGAUACGAUGAAUUUUUGAAGACAUAUGAGACUGCUUCAUUGAAAAGUACCUCUACUCUGGCUAUGCUGAAUUUUGGUCAAAGUGCUAUUUUCAGUAUUGGUUUAACAGCCAUUAUGGUGCUCGCCAGUCAGGGAAUUAUGGCAGGUACCCUUACCGUUGGAGAUUUAGUAAUGGUGAAUGGACUGCUUUUUCAGCUUUCAUUACCCCUUAACUUUCUGGGAACUGUAUACAGAGAAACUAGACAAGCACUCAUAGAUAUGAACACCUUGUUUACUCUACUUAAGAUAGACACCAGGAUUAAAGACAAAGUGAUGGCAUCCCCCCUUCAGAUCACACCACAAACAGCUACGGUGGCUUUUGAUAAUGUGCAUUUUGAAUACAUUGAGGGGCAAAAAGUCCUUGGUGGAAUAUCUUUUGAAGUCCCUGCAGGAAAGAAAGUGGCCAUUGUAGGAGGUAGUGGGUCAGGGAAAAGCACAAUAGUGAGGCUGUUGUUUCGCUUCUAUGAGCCUCAAAAGGGUAACAUUUACCUUGCUGGUCAAAAUAUACAAGAUGUGAGCCUGGAAAGCCUUCGGAGGGCAGUGGGAGUGGUACCUCAGGAUGCUGUCCUCUUCCAUAAUACCAUUUACUACAACCUCUUAUAUGGAAACAUCAAUGCUUCACCUGAGGAAGUAUAUGCAGUGGCAAGAUUAGCUGGACUCCAUGAUGCAAUUCUUCGAAUGCCAUAUGGAUAUGACACCCAAGUAGGGGAACGAGGACUCAAGCUUUCAGGAGGAGAAAAGCAAAGAGUAGCAAUCGCAAGAGCCAUUUUGAAAGACCCCCCAGUCAUUCUCUAUGAUGAAGCCACUUCAUCAUUAGAUUCAAUUACUGAAGAGACUAUUCUUGGUGCCAUGAGGGAUGCAGUCAAGCACAGAACUUCUAUUUUCAUUGCACACAGAUUGUCAACAGUGGUUGAUGCAGAUGAAAUCAUUGUCUUGGACCAGGGUAAGGUAGCUGAACGUGGUACCCACCAGGGUUUGCUUGCUAACCCUGGCAGUAUCUAUUCAGAAAUGUGGCAUACACAGAGCAGCCGUGUGCAGAACCAUGAUAACCCCAAAUGGGAUGCAAAGAAAGAAAAUGUGUCCAAAGAGGAGGAAAGGAAGAAACUACAAGAAGAAAUUAUCAACAGUGUAAAAGGCUGUGGAAACUGUUCCUGCUAAGUGACAUGAAACAUUUUCUUUUCUUUCUUUUUUUUCCUUGACUACACAUUUGCACUGAAGCAGAAUUGUUUUAUUAAAAAAAAAUCAUACAUUCCCACUUUCUAUAAUACUUCUUUUAGGUAAGAUUUAUUUCAAAGGGGAAUUGUGUUUUACAUCUUUCACAAUCUGUUUAAUGUAGUACCUGUAUUUAAUCCCCAAAUUAUUUUCUUGUUACUGCCUUAUUUGUGAUCAAAGCAUAAUUUUUGUUACUAUUUGACUUUACCCCAUUUCCAUUUUUGUGGGCUGAGAGCCAUUUGAUAAUCCAUAAUCAGAUGAAUCAGAUUGGUUUCCAAAUUUUUGUAGUUUUUCAAACCUCCUUUAUGCUGACAAUUUAGAUAGGAAGUGUUUGUUUCUUAAAAAAAAAAGAAGACAGUAUAGAUUCAGUUUCUCCUUCCUGUCCUUCAUUUAAAUACUUCCAUGAUAGAUAUCUAUACAUAUAUUUAAAAAUUAUUUGCCACUGUUACACUUUUAUGAAGAAAAACCUUGAGUCUCAUGUUCGUAUGUAGAAUGUUCUUCAUCAUUAACCAGCAUUAUAACUAUCAUCUAGUGGUGGGAAUUCUAUUUUUCCACCAAAUGAAGUGUUGCUUUUGUUUUGGACCAAAAUUUAUACAUUUCUCUUUUAAGACUCACAAACCCUGAUGUAAUUUGAGAGUUACCAUACUGGGAGUGAUCUAAAAAGCUUAGAAAGUUAAUUGCCUUUUCUAUUUCCAUCUUAAAUGCAUUUCUUUAGCUAUCUGAAGUUAUACAAAGGAACAACCAAAAGUGAUGUGUGCAUGCAUGCAUGUGUCUGCACACACUCAUACAUGUGUAUAAAGCAACAUCUACUUAAAAUUAUUAAUGACGUUUAAACAAAUAGGAGACGAUUACAUAUAUAUUUAGGUGAUCAGGACUCUAAUCUGUGUUGACACUUCAGAAUUACUUUAUUAGAAGGUCUUCCCUUCCUUUCUCAGUAGUUUAAUGAGUUCUUUUAAGCUUGAAAUAACGAGGGGCCCAAACAAAAUAAUCACAUUUUACCUGCUAGAAAUAAUUAAUAAAAUGUUGGUAUAUAUUCACUUAGAAAGCUCCUGUUCUUUUCCAACUUAAAUUUGCUUUAAUUUGGUAGUAAUCUUUCAACUUGAAAAGCUUGUGUAUCUCAUGAAUAGCCACAUAACUGUAUAUAAUGAAUUUUUAUUUCUCAGGAAAGGUCUUAAAGUAUUUAUUUUGUUGGUCUAUGAUUUUAAUGCGUUUUAAAUGAUACUUUGGUAUAGGUGAGACUAACUUUUUUCUGUUUUGUAUUGUCAUUAGUAGGUGGAUAUCUAAACUUACCUAACUCAGGUGUCCAGUUUUGUUAUAUAAAGGUGAUUUGAUAAGUAGCUUGAAGCCAGUAUUUUAUGGUUAGUCUCUGACAACAGAAUAAGUGAUGCCUCUUCCUUUUGGAGUUGGAGUUAACACUGAGAUGGAUAAUCAACUGCAAAAUAGGAAGAAAUGGACAUUUCUUCCUCUGAAGCCGUAGAUAUUGCUGUUCUGAGGGGGAAAAAACCCACCUCCUUUGAGUAACUCAGCUGUAUUAUUAGAAAUGUGGUUUGUUGAGAUAGAAAUGUUGCUUCUAUUAAUUCCUUCUAUACGUUUCCAGUAUUGCGGAUGGAAAAGAUUUAGCUUAGUUGCAUAAUCAAGCAGUUAAGAUCAAAGUAAUCAUUAGUAAUAUUCAUUCUGAAUGUGAAUAGUGGUAAUCAAAGUAAAGGAUUCUGUGAUACGGGAAACAUUUAGUCAAAGAAGGAUAGGAAUGUUUUUAGGGUGGGGAAAAUUUCCCUACUAAGAUUUGAAGCUAUUAUCUGUUCAUAUGACUGGAGGUGGUCUCUGGACCAUUGGGUCAUUGUGGUCAUUAACCAGUAGUUUCAACUAAUAAAAACUUAAAUUACUUAAAAAACA